AGAAUUAAAGAGUAUUUCGGGGAUGAUUUCACAAAGGUUACAUUUUCCCCGGACUUGACAAAGUUCAAAAUGCAAUCUCUCGAUGAGGAUAUUGUUUCUCUAAUGACUCGAAGAGCGUACGACGUAGCCGCCUCCUCGAAGGGCGUUAAAGUUUAUCUGAAUGGCACUCGCGUACCAGUGAAGAAUUUUAAGGAUUACGUUGACUUCUACAUCAAAGGGAAGGAAGACGACGUCGGUAAUCCGUUGAAAGUCGUGUACGAGUGUUGUGGUCCACGUUGGGAAGUGGCCCUCACUUUGUCUGAUAAAGGAUAUCAGCAAAUGUCCUUUGUAAAUAGUAUCGCGACGACGAAGGGCGGCAGACACGUCGAUCACGUGACAGAAUUAAUAGUCAAGCAAUUGAUUGAAACGUUGAAGAAGAAGAAUAAAUCCGGAAUGGCCAUUAAACCGUUUCAAAUUAAGAAUCACUUGUGGAUAUUCGUCAACUGUCUCAUCAACAAUCCCUCCUUCGACUCGCAAACCAAGGAGAAUAUGACUCUGCAGCCGAAAAGCUUCGGCUCUAAAUGUACACUAACUGAUAAGUUUAUCACCUCG
Messenger RNA from Wasmannia auropunctata (little fire ant), 591 nucleotides. Its product is annotated as DNA topoisomerase 2-like. The transcript is spliced from 2 exons. The record is from RefSeq and is a predicted model, not a curated record. Gene Ontology annotation, biological process: DNA topological change; sister chromatid segregation; resolution of meiotic recombination intermediates. The annotation marks the transcript as partial. NCBI's taxonomy places the organism in Eukaryota, Metazoa, Arthropoda, Insecta, Hymenoptera, Formicidae. Gene Ontology annotation, cellular component: nucleus. Gene Ontology annotation, molecular function: DNA binding; ATP binding; DNA topoisomerase type II (double strand cut, ATP-hydrolyzing) activity.